This is a messenger RNA of Nomascus leucogenys (northern white-cheeked gibbon), 2563 nucleotides long. RefSeq names its product DNA polymerase delta interacting protein 2 (gene POLDIP2). Gene Ontology annotation, molecular function: DNA binding. Lineage: Eukaryota; Metazoa; Chordata; Mammalia; Primates; Hylobatidae. Gene Ontology annotation, biological process: error-free translesion synthesis. Gene Ontology annotation, cellular component: nucleus; mitochondrial nucleoid. The record is from RefSeq and is a predicted model, not a curated record.
UCUGAGCUCCGGGGUGUGACCAGGCGGGCCAAGAGGGCCGCGACGGCGCGCGGGGCAGUGUGGGACGGGGGCGGAACGCCGCCCGGCCGCGGGUCGGGCUCUGUGUCAGCAGCCGGGCGGGCGCUCGGGCGGGACAUGGCAGCCUGUGCAGCCCGGCGGGCCCUGGCCGUGGGCAGCCGCUGGUGGUCCCGGUCGCUGACUGGGGCCCGAUGGCCAAGGCCGCUGUGUGCGGCGGCUGGAGCUGGGGCCUUCUCGCCAGCGGCGACCACGACGACGCGGAGGCACCUCUCGUCCCGAAACCGACCAGAGGGCAAAGUGUUGGAGACAGUCGGUGUGUUUGAGGUGCCAAAACAGAAUGGAAAAUAUGAGACUGGGCAGCUUUUCCUUCAUAGCAUUUUUGGCUACCGAGGUGUCGUCCUGUUUCCCUGGCAGGCCAGACUGUAUGACCGGGAUGUGGCUUCUGCAGCUCCAGAAAAAGCAGAGAACCCUGCUGGCCAUGGCUCCAAGGAGGUGAAAGGCAAAACUCACACUUACUAUCAGGUGCUGAUUGAUGCCCGUGACUGCCCACAUAUAUCUCAGAGAUCUCAGACAGAAGCUGUGACCUUCUUGGCUAACCAUGAUGACAGUCGGGCCCUCUAUGCCAUCCCAGGCUUGGACUAUGUCAGCCAUGAAGACAUCCUCCCCUACACCUCCACUGAUCAGGUUCCCAUCCAACAUGAACUCUUUGAAAGAUUUCUUCUGUAUGACCAGACAAAAGCACCCCCUUUUGUGGCUCGGGAGACGCUAAGGGCCUGGCAAGAGAAGAAUCACCCCUGGCUGGAGCUCUCCGAUGUUCAUCGGGAAACAACUGAGAACAUACGUGUCACUGUCAUCCCCUUCUACAUGGGCAUGAGGGAAGCCCAGAAUUCCCACGUGUACUGGUGGCGCUACUGUAUCCGUUUGGAGAACCUUGACAGUGACGUGGUACAGCUCCGGGAGCGGCACUGGAGGAUAUUCAGUCUCUCUGGCACCUUGGAGACAGUGCGAGGCCGAGGGGUAGUGGGCAGGGAACCGGUGUUAUCCAAGGAGCAGCCUGCGUUCCAGUAUAGCAGCCACGUCUCGCUGCAGGCUUCCAGUGGGCACAUGUGGGGCACGUUCCGCUUUGAAAGACCUGAUGGCUCCCACUUUGAUGUUCGGAUCCCUCCCUUCUCCCUGGAAAGCAAUAAAGAUGAGAAGACACCACCCUCAGGCCUUCACUGGUAGGCCAGCUGAGGCCCCAAGUGCCCAGGCGCGGUCACCGGGAAGAACAACUCUCAUCCCACAAUUGCUGCAGAACUCUUCUCUCCCCAUCAUGGGCCACAGUGGGUCUCUCAAUUUGAUUGUGGGGUUCUUUUUGUGGAGAGGGGUGGCAUAACUUUUCUUCAGAAGACCCACGUGGGACACCUCCAAGGCUGGCCUCAUAAGCCCUGCCUACACCAUGUUCCAGUAAACCUCUCCACCAGGGAACUGUGUUCAGCUGCCACAGGCCUGGAGGAGUUUCCUGGCCUGUCACGUGAGGUUUGAUCAGUAAACCAGUGCACGCUUGGCCACCCUUGCCAUUUCUGCUCCCAGUCUCAGGCUCCCCUUCUGACCCAGUGUGCACUCUUGACUGCUUUCUUUGUUGCCCUUCCAGGGAGCUGCCCCCCUGGCAGGGCAUGUGCCUGUUUCCUUCUCAGCCUGGAGCCUGGCUGGACAUCUCCUAGGGUCACUGUGCCUCUCAGCUAGUUGGCGGGGGUGCUGGACUGGACUCUUGUUCACUUUACCUUCUGCCAAAUGCAGAGAGGGAGGCCAGUGUCAGGGUUGAAGUGGCCUGGCUCUUAGCACUGACCAACCAUUGCCAUUUCUGGCCUCGCUAGGCCCAGGAGAGGAGGGAGGCAAGCCAGUCGGGUUUCCUGGAGCAAUGGGUGUGUCAGCCCUCAGCAUGACUCUGCCAAGCAUCCAGACCAUGAAUGCAGGAAUUUGGCCGAGGAGCAGCUUUAGGUAUGGAUGAUGACUAAGCCAAGCUACUUCCCGAGCUUCUCUCAGAUUUCCAAGAGCCAGAGAUGAAUUGUGCUGCAUCUUGCCCCAAUUCUUAGGAUUUCUUCUCCUCCGCCACUGCAGUGAUUGUUAGAGGUCGUUUUCUUGAAUUAAUAUUAAAUCACAGUUCCAGCCCUUGUUAGUGUUGUCCUUAGUCCUCCAGGGGGAGCUGGGGUUGCAGGGCAACAGUACAGUCGCGCUUACGACCUAGCUAGAACACAAGGUCAGAUGAUAAACAGAAGCACAGGAACUCAGCCCAUGGCCGCAAGCUGGCCAAGGCCUGCUCACUGUGAACAUGGUUCUGUACCAUUGAGUUUAACACAAUUUUAUUAGAAAUUAGUGUUUGCUUCCAUCACUUAUGCUGAGCAACCAAAUAUUACAGUUAUGUGAUAAAGGAAAAAUUCUUUCCUGCCCAGGACCUGCGCCAUCCUUUAGGCCAACCUUGGUCACAUACCAAAUUCAAUAAAACCCAAUACUGGUCUGUGUUGUUAACAGCAGGCUGCCAGGUUUCUCAGAAACUGACAAGAAA